Molecule: messenger RNA, 1922 nt
Organism: Grammomys surdaster
Lineage: Eukaryota; Metazoa; Chordata; Mammalia; Rodentia; Muridae
Gene: Amhr2
Product: anti-Mullerian hormone receptor type 2
Exons: 11
Coding region: 31-1743 (570 amino acids)
Biological process (GO): protein phosphorylation; BMP signaling pathway; cellular response to growth factor stimulus
Cellular component (GO): plasma membrane; signaling receptor complex
Molecular function (GO): transforming growth factor beta receptor activity; ATP binding
Source: RefSeq, a predicted model, not a curated record
AAGCCUUGGCUUGGGUAGCUGUGCUGGUUUAUGCUCCUGCUGGCAUCCUUUAGCAGGAUGAUGGGGACACUGGGGCUUUGGACACUGCUUCCUGCAGCUGCACAAGUAUCCUCAAACAGGAGGACCUGUGUGUUCUUUGAGGCUCCUGGAGUGCGGGGAAGCACAAAGACACUGGGAGAAGUGCUAGAUGCAGGACCAGGUCCUCCAAAGGGUAUCCGCUGCCUCUACAGCCAUUGCUGCUUUGGGAUCUGGAAUCUGACCCAUGGCCGGGCACAAGUGGAGAUGCAAGGAUGCCGAGACAGUGAUGAGCCAGGCUGUGAGUCCCUCCACUGUGACCCCAUCCCUCGAGCCCACCCCAGCCCCAGCUCCACGCUCUUCACAUGCUCCUGUGGUACUGACUUCUGCAAUGCCAAUUACAGCCACCUGCCUCCUUCAGGCAACCAAGGGGCUCCUGGCCCCCAGGAUCCCCAGGCUACCCCAGGUGGGCCCAUCUGGAUGGCAUUGCUGCUGCUGGGAAUGUUUCUUGUGCUGCUGCUGGGUAGCAUCAUCUUGGCCCUGCUACAACGAAAAGCCUGUAGAGUGCAAGGUGGAUCAGACCCGGAGCCAGGCUCAGGCAGAGAUUCCAGUGAGGAGCUCCCGGAGCUGGAUGAACUGCGCUUCUCCCAGGUAAUCCAGGAAGGAGGUCAUGCAGUCGUCUGGGCCGGGAGGCUUCAGGGUGAGAUGGUAGCCAUCAAGGCCUUCCCCCCAAGGGCGGUGGCCCAGUUCCGAGCUGAGAGAGCUGUGUACCAGCUGCUAGGCCUACAGCAUGACCAUAUUGUUCGCUUUAUUGCUGCUGGCCAGGGAGGCCCUGGCCCCCUGCCCUCUGGGCCUUUGCUGGUACUGGAACUGUACCCUAAGGGCUCCUUAUGCCACUACUUGACUCAGUACACGAGCGACUGGGGAAGUUCCUUGAGGAUGGCUCUGUCCCUGGCUGAGGGCCUGGCGUUUCUCCAUGAGGAGCGAUGGCAGGAUGGCCAGUACAAACCAGGUAUCGCUCACCGAGACCUGAGCAGCCAAAAUGUGCUCAUUCGGGAAGACAGGUCAUGUGCCAUCGGAGACCUGGGCCUUGCCUUGGUGCUCCCUGGCCUUGCUCAGCCCCCUGCCUUGGCACCUACGCAACCUCGAGGCCCAGCUGCCAUUUUGGAGGCUGGCACCCAGAGGUACAUGGCUCCAGAGCUUUUGGACAAGACUCUAGACCUGCAGGACUGGGGCACAGCUCUCCAGAGAGCAGAUGUUUACUCUCUGGCGCUACUUCUGUGGGAGAUCCUGAGCCGCUGUUCCGAUUUGAGGCCUGACCAAAGACCGCCACCUUUUCAGUUGGCUUAUGAGGCAGAACUGGGCAGCAAUCCCAGUGCCUGUGACCUCUGGGCCCUGGCGGUGGAGGAGAGGAAGCGCCCCAACAUUCCAUCCACUUGGAGCUGCUCUGCCACAGACCCCAGGGGGCUGAGGGAGCUCCUGGAAGAUUGCUGGGACGCAGACCCAGAAGCACGGCUGACAGCUGAGUGUGUGCAGCAGCGCCUGGCAGCCCUGGCUUACCCUCAGGUGGCUUCCUCCUUCCCAGAGAGGUAUCCUGAGAACUGCCCUGCAGCACUGCAGCACUGCUCUGGGGCUCUCCCCUGCAGGCCUCAGCAGAGUUCUUGUCUCCUCAGUGUUCAGCAAGGCCCUGGCUCUAGGAGUCCUGAGCCUGUAGGUGCCACUGUUUAGGUGUAUGUAGAUGAGCAGCCUGUAUGAACUAGUUAUACAGGCCGACAUACGUGUGGCCGACAUGCACAUGGCCGGCAUGUGUGUGGCGAGAUUGCAUGCCUGUUGCUGUCACUCUCUGUGGGUUCUAACCCACAGGGUAGAUACACUCAGGAAAGAGAAUAAAGCAAGAUUCCCACUCA